AUGAUAAUCAGAGUAAGCUGCCUGGUUGUUGCUUCUGUUGCUGCCCUUUCGUUUUCACAGAUAAACAUAGGAUCUUACAGGAAGCAGAACACUAGAAUUGAGGUUUCAGACGCCCAUGAAUCAGCCCUGCAACACCAGCAGAUUGAAGAAAAAAAGGAAGAGGAGCUUCAAAAUUCUAAGGACGAGGAAGAGAAAGAGGAGAAAAAGAUCAACAAUAAGAUGCAAAGAAUCUUGAAACCUGAGGAAUUUGAGUUUCUGGUGUGUGAUAAGGAAGUGACAGAGACAGGGCUAUUACAGAGUUUAGUGGUGGAAGUGGAGCAGAGGAGAUUGAUUCUUGAAAGGAAACAGCUUGAAUUAUAUGGUCUGAAAGAAGAGCAAUCGUGCAUUGGCAAGUUGAGAAGGCAAUUAGAUGACAAAACCGCGGAGAUUAACAUGCUUAAGAUGAGGGUUGAUUCAUUACAGGUUGAGAGAAAGAUGCUUCAUGAAGAAAUCAAACAGGGUCUCUUGGCAGAGAAGCAGCUAGAAAUGGCAAAGAAGUUGCUGAAGGGAAUGAGGGAGAACAUGGGUGCAAAUGCAAGCCAUGUGAUGGGGCGGUUGAUGGUGCUGGAACAACAAGUUUCCCGCUUACAAAGUGACGGAAUCUCAUUUAGAGAUGCCAUGGUUGAGAAGAAGCUUGAAUCGGUGCAAGAUGUUGAGCUACAAGUUGUAGAAAUGAAGAGGAGGAACAAAGAGCUUGAGUUAGAAAAGAGGGAACUGGCGAUUGAUUUGGCUCUUCUAAGAGAAAGAACAGCAGCUCUUUCCAACAUGACACAGGAUAAAAUUAUGGCCAAGGUCAAAGAGGAACUAACUAGUUUAAGACAUGCAAAUGAAGAACUUCAAGAACAAGUUGAAAGAUUGCAGCAGAACAGAUUUAACAUGGUCCAAGAACUUGUGUACCAACGCUGGAUCCACACUUGCUUAAGGUAUGAAAUCCAAAAUCAUCAAAACCAGUCAAGAAAGGCCUUAAAAAGCCAAAAGCCUCAUGAGAAAACUAAGACUUUAAGGAAAUUGACAACAUUUCACAACAUUUCUUCCAACACCUCCUCAGCUGAGAGUGAAGAAAUUGACAGUAGCCCAUUUGAUAGCUCAUCAAGUAGCCAACAAAUUUCUAAGAAAACCCAAACUUUUCGAUGUGCGAGGAGAGUUUCGUUUAACGAUUCUGUUCAAUCAGUGGAAUCAACAUAUCUAGAUGGAAAGGAAAUUCCUGCUAUGAGGACUGAAAUUGAUAAUGAUAGCAUCAAUCUGCAUGAAGAAGGAAGCAGGACUGAAAUUGUUUCUGGAGAUCAUGAGCUGCAUACAAAAAUGCCCAAAGAGCUUCCUAUGGAUAGCAGGGUUAAGACCCAUGUAGCUGCCCUCUUCUUUUUCUUCAUUUUACUCAUUUAUUUCUUAUAUCUUUCUGCUAUAAAAUACUAA
Molecule: messenger RNA, 1452 nt
Organism: Corylus avellana
Lineage: Eukaryota; Viridiplantae; Streptophyta; Magnoliopsida; Fagales; Betulaceae
Source: RefSeq, a predicted model, not a curated record